AGGUCUCUCUCUCUCUCUCCAAAAAAAAGGAGGACUCGAUUUACCUGCUCUGACCCUCCAAAGCCCGACGCCGGAGCCGUCCGCCCGUGGUAGGACAAAGGAGAUGUCGUCGGCGGCGCAGCAGCUGCCGCGGACGGAGUCGCGGACGCUGUCGGGGCACGAGGGCGCGGUGCUCGCCGUUCGCUUCAACCACGACGGCAAGUACUGCCUGAGCUGCGGCAAGGACCGCACCGUCCGCCUCUGGAACCCCCACACCGGCGCCCACGUCAAGACCUAUAAAUCCCACGGUCGCGAGGUUCGCGACGUGAACGCGUCCUCGGACAACGCCAAGCUGGUGUCGUGCGGCGGGGACAAGCAGAUCUUCUACUGGGAUGUUGCCUCCGGCAAAGUCAUCCGCAAGUUCCGCGGCCACAACAGCGAGGUCAAUUCAGUGAAGUUUAAUGAGCACAACACUGUUGUACUGUCAGCUGGUUAUGACCGUUCGGUGCGUGCAUUUGACUGCAGGUCACAGAGCAGUGAUCCGAUUCAGACAAUUGAUACUUUUCAAGACAGUGUAAUGUCAGUUAAUGUAACCAACACCGAAAUAAUUGCUGGCAGUGUUGAUGGUACUGUCCGAACAUUUGAUAUUCGCAUGGGCAGGGAGACUGUCGAUAACCUGGGUCAUCCUGUCAACUGUAUAUCUUUGUCGAAUGACCGCAAUUGCCUCUUGGCUAACUGUUUGGAUUCUACCGUGAGGCUUCUUGACAAGAACUCUGGGGAAAUGUUACAAGAGUACAAGGGCCAUAUAUGCAAGUCCUUCAAGAUGGAUUGCUGCCUGACCAAUGAUGAUGCAUUUGUUAUCGGCGGAUCCGAGGACGGGUUUGUUUUCUUCUGGGAGUUAGUGGAUGCACCUAUUGUUGCGACUUUCCGAGCACAUAGCUCUGUGGUUACCAGCGUCACUUAUCACCCAACAAAGACCUGCAUGUUGACGUCAUCUGUCGAUGGGACCAUUCGUGUUUGGACCUGAAGAUAGAAAUUGCUGAUGUGUGUUAUCUCUACUGAUGCGCCUAUGACAGUGUUCUUCGUAUCAUCCAUCUAUGUAGUUUCAAGGACUCAGAAGCAUAAUGUGUACUACUCCAUGUGACAUGCUGACAUGAGAACAGACUCAAGGAUUCAGAUGCGCAAUCCCUUUUUGAGAAACGUUGUUGCUACUAUGUUGUACUGACUC
Molecule: messenger RNA, 1207 nt
Organism: Triticum urartu
Lineage: Eukaryota; Viridiplantae; Streptophyta; Magnoliopsida; Poales; Poaceae
Source: RefSeq, a predicted model, not a curated record